Rhodotorula toruloides NP11 is the source of this 279-nucleotide messenger RNA. RefSeq names its product NADH dehydrogenase (ubiquinone) 1 alpha subcomplex subunit 2. NCBI's taxonomy places the organism in Eukaryota, Fungi, Basidiomycota, Microbotryomycetes, Sporidiobolales, Sporidiobolaceae. The transcript is spliced from 3 exons. The coding region runs from base 1 to 279 and encodes 92 amino acids. The record is from RefSeq and is a predicted model, not a curated record.
AUGUCCGCCCUCCGCAAAGCCCUCCCCGCCGCCGUCCGCGAGCUCCGCCUGUUCGGGUGCCAACAGUCGCCUGGAUCCGAGGGUGUGCGCGCCUUCAUCCGCUCCUCCUACCCUCAAAUCAAGUCCGCCAAUCCCGACUUGCCCAUCUUGAUCCGCGAGGCGAGCGGGACGCCUGCGAGGGGGUUUGUGAGGUUUGAGCGCGGCGUCGAGAAGCAAAUCAGCCUCGAGGGCGCGUCGUCGGCAGAAGAGGUUGAAAAGAAGAUUGCGUCGUUGCUGUAG